GUUUUGCUCUAUCCUACCCAAAGAAUGGCCAUCUGGUCUCUAUUUGGACAUACGAUUCGCAAAAAUGUUUAUAUUACGAAUAAAUUAAUGCAGGAACGAAGAAAGUGUGUUCUCGAUUCUAGAGAUUAUUCUAGGGACUAUCGUUUCAUCAAAUGAUUAGAAAUGUAUUAGAAUCUAACAGACAACAUUACAUUUGUAAUUUUAAAGCAGAACAUUGGUCAGGUCUUAUAUAGACGACGGAACAUGCAACCAAUGCGAUGUGUUCCCACCAUAAUUAAAUCGAUAUUUACUCGAUUAUUCGCGAGCUAUCAACCUUCGACGAGUGAAGUUUCUUUCUUUAAGGAAUUAUUUUAAUUGAGACCUGGAAUACAGCAUUUUAAAUAAAUAACACAAUUGAAAUGAGAAAAGAAAAGGAAAUUGUUUCGUUAUUGUUGUUACUUCUUGUCAAUGUUGCACACAGUGACAUGUUUUAUAAUCUUUUAAAUCGAGAGGAUCCGUGCAUUAAUCUUUGUGAAAAAACACCGUUGUCCUUCACAAAUAGUAAAUACGUGAAAUCAUGUUGUCAACGAGGGUGUAGAUUCUUCAAUUUGGUAGAUUUACAUUAUGGAUUGGAACCAAACAGUUUGAAUGGUACCAGAGAUUCCUGUGAAGCUUCAUGUACAGAAGCAUACACAGCACCACAAGAUCGAUAUGCCUGUAGUACUGGUUGUGAUUUCAUGGCUAAGCAACGUCUUUCAGAUAUAUUAUCAUUAUUCUCCUUUGCUGUUUAUGUAGAAGAAGGAGUUAAUUCUAAUAUAGUUCUAAUGUCCCCUGAUAUACCUGAAAAUGAUAUUUUAACUGAUCCAGGAUUACGAAAAGAACUUCUUCCUGGUUGGUGGGAUUCCAAUGGAUUUAAAUUACCUCAAACAUAUAUUAAAACUGUUCCAUUAGAUGCUGGGACAGUGGAUUAUGGUGUACCGUCAGACUACUUUGGGGAAAAUGAGCAAUCAGCUUCAAUACCUGGAUCUGAUUGGCUUCAAUGUGCUUCAAAACACAUUGGACUACCUCAUUGGCUUCUAGCUUCUGCUAUUGCAGCAGCUGCAUUAUCUGCAUUUUGGCUAUGUUUGUAUCCAGAAAAACCUACUGAUCCUUACAAAGAAAUACUUAUCGAAAAGUCUGAUAUUUCACCAACAAUUGCAUUGUACAUACCAGAGGCACCAUUGCAUAAAAAACCUCCUCCUAAGUAUUCUGAGUGUGUUGAUACAACAGAAAGUAACAUGAAAGUUUAGCUACGAAUUUUAGUGUCACAAUUUUUAAGUGAUUUUCAAAAAUUUUAAAUUUAAAUAUAUUAAUGCAAUUUUGAAUAAUGUUUAUAUUAAGUAUAGUAGGGCUUUAUAAACAUUACAAUUAUUAAGAAGUAACUGCACUUUCUGUUAUCAACAAAAUCAUUUAUAGUUUAAAGAUAAAUUUUUAAGAAUACAUAUAAAAAAACGGAAGCUUUAAAAACUUAAUUCAGAUAUUUAAGGACUAAAAUCAAAGUAAAUGGUAACAUAGAUUACAAAAUAUUUUCCAGACAAAAAUGUAUGGUAAUGUGCAGAUGCACACGCGUUAUUGCUUUAUAUGCAACUGGUUUUUUUUUACAACGGGAAAUAACAACUCAUUAUUUUUUUUUUUUUUUCUAUGAAUAUAAUACUAAAAUCAAGUACCGAAAUAAAACUUGCAAAAAGAUAAUAUGUAUGCACAUAUAUAAGACUGUAAAUGAUGUACUUUGUUAGUAAUUUAGUGAGAAUCAAAAAUUUUUAUAUUUAUAAUGAUGUAUUAUUUUUCUAAACAUUAUUUACAAAUAGAAAAAAAAUUACAAUUUUGCGUUUAGUAUUCUUAAAUUGGUUAAACAUUUGAUUACUGAAAAGUUUAUCUUGUUUCAGAUAUAAAAACUGUAACUUCAAUUUUUAAACUUUUGCAUUAUAUGUACUUUUUUUUCUAUGCAGUAUUAUAAUAAACAGUUUAACGGUAAUUGAUAUUUUUUUUCAAUGUAAAAAUUAAUAUAUAAUUAUAUAACCAAUGCAAGAUGUUGUUUAUAAAUAUUAGGAAGAUGUAAAAUAUUUGGAAAUAAUAUAUGUGCAAUUCCUUACAAUUUAAUGUGAUUUGAAAGUAAUAAAUAAGUAAAAUAAUUGUGUAGUUAUUAAAACUAUUGUUAUAAACUACUUGACGAAAGUACAGUCUCUUUUAAAAAUAAGAUUUUACAAACCAAUUUUAUUUAUUAGGUAUGUGACAGUGAAAAUCGAUUUAAUUCGGAAUUUUAUUUAUGAAAUACAUGUGAGUUAAUUUCUAUUAAUGUAUCGUAUAAACAAAACUAGGUGAUACAUUUUUGUUAUUUUGAAAGGAAUUGGUAGAAUUACCUAACGUAAAAUUUGUAUACAUUACGAAAAUCGUAGUAGAACUUUUUAAUCGUAAUUAACUGUUUCCUUUCAUUAUUUAAAAUGAUAUAAACUGUACAUAUUGAAAUAUUGAAUGUGUAAAAAAUUAUAUUUCAAACCAAAGUAUCUCAUGUUCCUUAUAUAGGAUAUUGAUAAAUUCACUGUAUUAUUAAUAUUUGUUACUUCGCUAUACACUGUAAAAAAUAAAAUCAUACAAAGGA
Osmia bicornis bicornis is the source of this 2617-nucleotide messenger RNA. Its product is annotated as transmembrane protein 59-like. Lineage: Eukaryota; Metazoa; Arthropoda; Insecta; Hymenoptera; Megachilidae. Bases 399 to 1268 code for a protein of 289 amino acids. The transcript is spliced from 6 exons. The record is from RefSeq and is a predicted model, not a curated record.